AGUGCGGACGACGGCCGCUCAUAGACAGGAUCUCGGGAUCCCGCAUCGUGGGUGGACGCGACGCUCCGAGCGGAGCGUGGCCGUGGUCCGUUAGCCUCCAGGUUCGCAAAGCUGCUGUACAAUUUGCGCACGUUUGCGGUGGAGUUUUAAUUAAUGAGAACUCGGUACUUAGCGCUGGCCACUGCGUUACAGCAAAGAAGGACCCAUACUCCUGGAGAGCUGUUUUGGGCUUGCAUAACCUUUGGAACUAUGGCGAACACACAGCAAAAAGAAAUAUUAGAAGCAUCACUGUGCACCCAGAAUUCAAGAGAGAAACAUUUGAAAAUGAUAUUGCAUUAUUUGAACUUGACUCCGCAGUACGCUACAGUGACUAUAUUCAGCCCAUCUGCUUACCUCCUGCACACCUUUACCUGUACAUUGACAAUGAAACAGAAUGCUUUAUUAGCGGCUGGGGACGUACAGCAGAAAAAGGUAAAACUUCAUCUGUGUUAAGAGAAGCACAAGUAGAAAUCAUUCCUUCCAGCAUCUGUAACGGUUCUGAUGCCUAUGGAGGUCUGGUUAACAGCAACAUGAUUUGUGCUGGCUCUCGAUCAGGAGGCAUCGAUACCUGUCAGGGAGACAGCGGUGGACCUCUAGCGUGCUACCACCCUAGUACCAACAAAUACUACCUCGUAGGGAUCGCUAGCUUUGGAGUUGGCUGUGGCCGACCAGAAUUUCCCGGGAUCUAUGUCCGUUUAUCUCAAUACAGAAGAUGGAUAAAAUCUGAACUUCUGUUGGGUAACAAGGCUGCGAAUCCCGUGAGCAUUACACUCACCGUCUUUCUGACUGUGAUGCGUAUAGUGCUUGUGUAG
Messenger RNA from Phaethon lepturus (White-tailed tropicbird), 851 nucleotides. RefSeq names its product transmembrane (C-terminal) protease, serine 12 (gene TMPRSS12). Lineage: Eukaryota; Metazoa; Chordata; Aves; Phaethontiformes; Phaethontidae. The record is from RefSeq and is a predicted model, not a curated record. The annotation marks the transcript as partial. Gene Ontology annotation, biological process: proteolysis. Gene Ontology annotation, molecular function: serine-type endopeptidase activity. The transcript has 4 exons.